Messenger RNA from Plasmodium coatneyi, 2184 nucleotides. RefSeq lists its product as uncharacterized. The coding region runs from base 1 to 2184 and encodes 727 amino acids. The transcript has 2 exons. The record is from RefSeq and is a predicted model, not a curated record. NCBI's taxonomy places the organism in Eukaryota, Apicomplexa, Aconoidasida, Haemosporida, Plasmodiidae.
AUGGAAAAAAAAAAAUCAUGCGAUAGGAACGAUAUGACAGAAAUUGUGCAAGUCACCAAAAUAGGCAAUAGCUAUAUAAGAUACAUUUUGCCCAGACGGGGUUUGCAUUAUUUGUACACAUACCAGUAUGCUUUAAUUGAGCUGCUAAACCGGAGCAAUAACGUCUUAGUCAGUUUGCUCUACUCUGACUGCAUGGUAUCGUACGUGGUUUAUUCGUUUUACAAAAUAAACGCGGCAAAGGUUGAUGCACAAGGGGGUGUAUCAACGUCUAAUGGGGACGCAGACAACACCUGUUCGCUUGAAGAUAAGACAAAGAAGAGACGAAAAAGGAAUAAUUUCGUAUGUCCAGACAAGUCCGUACUUAUGGUGGCCUCUUCACAGGCACAAACGUCCGCCCUGCUCGAAACUAUAAUAAAGUUAAAACCUCCAGAUGUGUCCACCUACUUAAUAAAUAACGAAGGGAAUAUUCAAACUGUGAGCUGCAAUUAUUUCCUUUACAAUAUAAUAAUUUUGAACGCAGAAAACUUCCCCCCCAACUAUGAUUUUUCCGUUUUGCUAGAACUUGUGAACUUCAUUGUAAUUGAUGAUCUGGGCGAACUGUAUCAGUUAAAAAUGGACUGUACAGUGAAAGGGAUUUUAACACUCUGUAAGGAAAAGCAAAACAGGGGGGACGCACUGCAACUUUUGCUAGUAAAUAAAUCUCAUGACCAGUGGGUCGUGAAUGACUUGCUGCAGCAUGCUCGCAGUGUAAAGUAUGAGGUUCUUGCGGGGGGAGAUGGAUGUGCGGUUGAUCCGAUUGACAAGGUUGACAAGUUUGACGGGGGUAGGACGUUUAACCAGCAUAACUAUGGGAGUGCUUUGCACGGCGACGAGCAGGGGAAAUACCUACCACCAGGGAAGAAGACACAAAACCGCGGUAAAACCACCGCACAGAGCGUUAACCAACGAUGGGGAACACCCCUCCACUACGUCAACCUACGGAACUGCAGAAAGAACAACUGCGACCAUUUCAGCAUUUGCGCCCCCAUGAGUGAAGACAAAAAAUUCCUAAUUCUGUUUUACCUUCUAAAAAUGAACAAAGGUAAAAAGAUCAUAAUUUAUUAUAGUAAGAGUGACGUGUACGCCUUUUAUGGAUUUGUCAAUGCGUACAUCCCUUGCGUGUUCGUGUCGAAUUCGCACAAAGUCGACUACAAGAAUAGCAUAGUGAGGACCUUCAACAAGACGGGGGAAUAUGUCCUAAUCACAGACGACAUGAGCAUAAAGAAGGCUUACCCCGUGGAUGCGCAUGUGCAUAUACACUACACCUUCCAACAGGAUGCUAAUUUGUACGUGGAUGCAUUGUUCGAGGGGGUUCCAAAAGAAACUCACGGUGUUGCGGUUAGCCCCGUGGUUGGAAGUGGUCACUUCGCAGAUACGCCCCCAGUUGUGCUGACCCAAUCCAUCCUGUUUUACAGCAAAAAGCAGCGCAAGCAGUACGAAGAGAUCAACGCGAUUUUUAAUUUUAAGAGCUAUCCCCUGCCGCCCGCCAAAGAGCUAAAAGAUAAUUUCCUCACUUUUCUGAUUGACGAAAUUAAGGAGGUCGUUAUUGAAGACAGUAAACACCUGGAAGAGGCCCAAAAAAUUCAUCAGCAAUAUGGACACACCUUCCUCUCAGCAGCGUUAUAUUAUAUACAAAAAAAAAAACUGUUUAAAAAAAAUUUAAAAAAAAAAGAUUUUUCCAAUGUGACUUUCAUUGUAGAGAGAAACACGCAGUUAAACACCAAGGGGAAAGUUUUAAUUUUUUUAAACGAUUUGUUGAAUUUAAAAAAGAAUGUUGGAGACAUCAAUUUUUUUGUACAAAAUUAUGUGUACUGCAAGAGGGGGUAUAUUAUGACUGUGCCGGAGGACAUAUACAACGUGAUACACAAGAAUAAAAAUACCGGCGAGAAUUCGAGUAAAUGGGCAGACGUGCACAUGUACAUUCUGUACAAUAAUUAUGAAAAUCGGUUGAGGGCUACACACCGCAGGAGGGGAGUAUACCAGUCGAAGAAGUCGCUCAGGCGACUCAAAAAACGAGUGAACAUGAAAAUGGAACGAGUCGAAAUGAACAAACUGAAGAGCUGGAUGUCGUCCACGUUUAAGUUAAACAGGAGGAACGUAAAAAGGGACGCUUCACCCGGGGUAACAGCGGGUCAGCCGACUUGA